CCUCGCCCCUCGUGUUGAACAAAACGGACACCUAUCACUACCUGGAAAUGAAUAUGUCAACAUUGUGUAGUUGUAGUGUUCUGAAAAAUAAUAAUAGCGUACUUAUCCCCACCUCUUGACGCUGCAUGUAAACUAGCCCCUAACAGAUAGCGUCUUGUCAUACCAUGGGUUUCCAUGCUGUGGGCGUUUGCAGACGACUGCGUUUUAUUUGAUACUACAUAUCCCUGCCUGUGGAGUACCAGAAUGGACUUUAAGCCUAGGAAAGGCCACAUGUUGUUGUUCGAGCUGUAAUUGGUGUUAAAUAGCUGCUCACUCGUGUCCAGGAGAGUCGUAAAUAGGUAAAGUGGGUUCGGUCUAGACCCCAUGUCGUAAACUGCUUCACAAUUAUAUGACAAUGGUGCUUGUGGUCAACAUGAGAAACUCCUUUACUACAAAGUUAUGUUCAUCGUUAAGUCCGUGAAUGGGAAGGAUAACAUGAAGUGGACACCAAGCACUCCAGCAAACAGACCAAUAACACAGUGUCAAACAAGCGAGAUAGAUAUUUCAGUUGAUGUCCAGCAUGGAACAAUAGAAGCGGUCUGUAUACUCAAUGCGCGAAAUAACGCAGCGUCUAAGGGGUAACGGAUACCAUAACCGAUGGAUACUGCAUUAUUUCUGAAAACAGAACGUGGUUAACAAAUAAAAUACCAGCACAACGUCACUGCUCUGAUUGUGAGGCCCAUGAAACGCCAAUGUCAAUGUGAUACUUUCCGAUGGCGUGCUACCUGUCAUUAAGGAGGCGAGAUCUACGGGUUUGAAUGAGUCUGCAUACUUUGCACUUCGGACUGGGAUAUCAAUAUUUCCACGCUGUGUUUUAUUGGUAAAAGGUGUUACAGUGGAUGAAUUUACUUCAAUUCUAUAAGGACUAUGGAUAACAAAUGCCCGGAUGAAGAUUUCCAGGAACCUCAGGGCUCCGUGAUGACGAUGUCCACGGAGCAGGACCGGCUCAUGUGCCUGGACGCGCAGUGGAAGAUAAUAUUCAAUGAGCAAAUCCGUGCUCCCAUCUACGCUGUCGGCCACUACAUCAACUACCUCCGGAAGUAUGUACACGGGGACAAGGCGGGGUCGGGCGCACCCCCCAUGGUACUCAGGGAGGGCAUCAGUCCCAUGUCCUACCUUCUGCGCAAACUCAAGCUGGAUCUAAAGAUGUCAUAUGACAGCUUCUUGUACGAGUUCGUGAGCCCAAAUUACGAUGGUCUGUCACUACUGUUUGGCCUACUCAGGAAGCUCCAGAACUCGUCACCUGGCAACCAGAAGUCCGCCUCCGUUUCAAGCAAACACUCGAGUGUCGAAGAAUACAAGAGAAUGGUGACUGAUGAACAUGACUGUUUGCUGUGUAUCAAGUUUACGUUGAGACUAAAGCAUGCCCAGGACCAGCUACUGGAGAACUUCACCAACCUGGAGACGCUGGUGUGGAGUCUACUGAGCAGCAACACCAAGUCGAGGAUCACAUCUCUCGAGGUUCUCACCCUGGGUUUGGCUGUACCAGGAGGAUUCGACAAGGUGUUUGACACGUUCACCUACAUGCGGCUCAAGCUGGGGGAGUCGGUCAGGUUCAAGCUGCUUAUCAGUAUGCUCAACAACCGGGGGUCGGGACACGUGCUCUUCCAGGUGGCCUGCAUGAGGUUCCUGAACGCCCUUCUCAAUUGCCCCAGCUCGGGCAGUCUGAGGGUCUAUCUCCAGGAAGAGCUGAGAAUGGCUGGUUUUGAACUUGCACCGUUGGUAGAGAACUGUAACGGAGAUGGAUUGGAGUUUGACGAUCUACGGAAGGAGCUGGAAGACUGGCAGGCCAGAUACAUAAACGUGGAUACUCUCCUGAGGAAACAUCGGUUUGACUUCCGGGCUUCACGUGACAGGAGAUACGACCGAGCCGAUGGUCAGGUCAACUAUGCUGUAGUGCAUGGUCAACCGCAGGUCAAUCCGCGGAAGGAUACAAGAACAGAUCAUCUUGCAAGCAAAUCAGUUCCAAAUUUGAGUCAGGUGAAUGGACUGCUACGUGAUGACGUCACAAUCACAUACACCGUGAACGGGGUCGCACAAGAGGUUGAGCACUGGGCUGAAGAACGGUACAACUUGAGCCAGAUCGGCCACAGGCUGACCAGCAUGGCACAGCAGAGAGGCGAAGAGGCUAAGAUAUACCAAGACGUCCCCAACAUGAGUUAUACAUUCCCCGACAUCCGACAUUACAUCAUGACGUAUGACAUCACGUGCCUGACUGGUGAUGCCCCGGAUGUGUUGCUCAGGCUGCUGAAUAUAAAUAAUCACCAGGACACAGACAUAUCGACGACAAACAGCCACAACCCCCAUCACAUUGGAGGCUUCUUGAACCUGUCUAAGAAGUUGCAGAGCAUUAGCGAGUGUGAGGACCGACUGAAGCUGAUCGGAUUCAUGAACCAUUACAACACCCGACUCAAGGAGCUGAGAACAAAAAUCAGCCAGGUUAACCGAGCAACCGAAAGUAUGCUGCGAAAUCCGAAAAUGAAACAGUUAUUUGAGAUUAUUCUAGAAUUUGGCACUCGCAUGAACGGAUUGAACAGGGAGUCCGAGAGGGGUUUCAAAAUAUCAUCCUUGGAAUCGCUUUCUCGGAGUCACGUGAGCUCUAAUGACAACACGCAGACAGUAUUAGACUACCUGGUAACGGAAGUAAGCGCCCAUUACCCAGAAGUCCGAGACUGGUACCACGAACUGGACGCCGACCUACCUUCCACAGUGUCGAUACGAGUGAUGGAGAAACAGCUAGACUACCUCAAGAAUGGCGUCAAGAUUCUCAACAUGGAGGCUCUGCAGUACCCGGAUGUUGACACACUCAAAAAUUUUUUGGCGGCGGCGCCAGAUGCGCAUGUGCAGGUGGGGGAGGACUUCGCCAAGAUGAUGUCGCAGUAUAAAGAAGUGUGCACGAUGUUGGGGGAGACGGAUGAAAUGGAGCCACGCGACGUGUUCGACAUGGUGACCAGAUUCGCUGCCGACUACAGACUAACUGUGGAGAAGAUGGAAAGACUUAACAGAGCUAGUACACCACGUCGUCCUGUUUCGGGGGGUAGCGUUCCGAGGUCCCAGAAGGGGGGCGCCAGUGACUUUGACGAAGUGAGAUCAGACAGCACCCUAACGAAGAAGAUCGAUGCUCAGAUCGCAAGCGUCUCCAAACGCCGCGGGAGCAGCCUUAACUGCUUCCACGACACCUCCACCGACAACGUCCCCCCAGCCAUCGCCAGACGGAAGAGGCUGUCCAAGAAUAAGAGUGUGCCUCAGAAGAGUAGUCCUUCCAAAGGAUGGUUCAGUUUCGGCAGGAAGUCCAAAUCUCUGUCGCAACCCGACCUACACAGGGAACCAUUGAGCUCUUCGACAUUUGAGCAAAAACUUCAUAAAGAUGGCUCCUCGAGCAAGACGAGUCUCGACGGCAACUGGGUGCUUUCUCCCCGCCCAGCUCUGCCGAAAGAUUUCAGGGGUCAAACAGCCUGGAAGUCUGAGCCCGAACUGACCCAUUCUCCAGGGCACUAUCUGCCAGAUUUCGUCAAGACGAAGGCGCCCCGGGAAUCUAACGGGGUCAUUCCCCAAACAUUCAUGUUCCCCAACAAAAUUCCAACGGUGUCCAAUCUUUCCAAAGAGCUGGAGGACACUAAAGAAGGCAAAGGGUCUCCUAACCAGGACUAUUCCGAGACUCCGACUCCAGUCGGAACUAUGAGAAGUUACACUGCGGAGCUGGCCGAAAUUCUUGAUGACUUUGAACAGACUCUGUACGCUCACGACGAGGAUACACCUAGGUAUAUGGACGGAGACACAAGCAACACCAUGGGGCCGAUCGUAUUCGUAUGAUACGUGUUAACACGCACUUUAAGUGUGUACGUGUUGUUGGUUUAAAAAGUGUUAUUGUGCAUCAGUAGUGAGUAUGGUUUUACGCCUCUUUUAACAAUAUAACAGCGGGGGAUAGCAGAGAUGGGCUUCACACAUUGCACCCAUGUGGGCAAUCGAACCCGGGCCUUCGGCGUGACGAACGAACGCAUUAACCACUUGGCUACCCAACCGCCUCAUGGAUUUCAGUAAAAGACAUUGCAUUCCUGCUUAUUGAACGUAUGUUCUGGAAACUAAGGAAACGUUUGGAUAGAUUCCUAUCGGUAGUUCCGGUCGUGUGGACUAAGGUGCAGGAUCCAUUUUACAACAAGUGGUCAGGGAAUUCAACAUGGGGGUAUUUUACGCCAAUACGCAGCUAUUCUAUAGCCCUGAAUUGGUUGGUUGAUUCUCAUACUCCGUUGCUCACAAGAUCAGUCACUGGUUUAUCUAGCCCAGACUCGAUUAAUUAUAGGAAGCCGACAUAUAGCUGGAAUAUUGCUUACAAGGUCGUAAAAUAACAAACAUACAUAUUACGGUUGUCCAAGUCCAUUUAUCAUACGAAUAUCGUAAGGAAUCAUGGAACACGGCUAUUCUUCGUCACUGGUGAAUGCGGCUUCGACGACGGAAACGCCAUUUUGACACCAACAUUGUGUUUGUAAAUUAAGAUUGUAUAUAUUGUAUAGCGCUCAUCUAAGAUAUAGUACAAAGUAGCUGCGAUAGUUAGUGAACAAGACCAUGUUCCACAUGGCAUAGGAAGACGUAUACACAGUGCAAUAUAUUUUCAAAUAUGCAAUAUGAGACAAUAUUAUACUGCAGUGUACUUUGCAUUCAUUUCUACAUAUAUUUUAUAUCAUAAGCAUGUUGGUCUCCCAGUUUGAUAUAAAGCCGGGCUGUUAAGCAGAAAAGCAGUAAUACAUUUUGAAACCAACCCUUGCAGUAUGGAGAUUUGUCCAUCCACCACAAAUGUUCAGAGAGGUGUCGUUCCCUCCUAUUAUCCUCGCUUUAGCGUGCUUCGUGAGCUUCCGUGUAAUAUCGGUAGAGUGAGAACACGGCUACAAGGAAUAGCGGUAUAAUGGGGUACAGGGUUUAAUAAAUAGUUAGCAGUACACGUGACUCGACGAGAAUAGCCACGGCAAUUGUGAGCAGAAAAGUGGCAGAAAAUUGUUUGAAAAGGGAAAAUUCUGGUGUAUUAGUAGUAUAACACUGCCAUUAAAGCAAAGUUGAAGUUGAAGCAAUGUUCCCGGCAUUGUUACUGCAUUUCAUCAACAUAGUUCCUGAAUAAAUACAUUUGUAAACCCUU
Messenger RNA from Haliotis rufescens (red abalone), 5167 nucleotides. Its product is annotated as disheveled-associated activator of morphogenesis 1-A-like. NCBI's taxonomy places the organism in Eukaryota, Metazoa, Mollusca, Gastropoda, Lepetellida, Haliotidae. The record is from RefSeq and is a predicted model, not a curated record. The transcript has 22 exons. The coding region runs from base 907 to 3852 and encodes 981 amino acids. Gene Ontology annotation, cellular component: cytosol. Gene Ontology annotation, molecular function: small GTPase binding; actin filament binding. Gene Ontology annotation, biological process: cell migration; cortical actin cytoskeleton organization; regulation of cell shape.